Messenger RNA from Alosa alosa (allis shad), 1737 nucleotides. It is a transcript of the gene opn8c, whose product is annotated as opsin 8, group member c. The record is from RefSeq and is a predicted model, not a curated record. The coding region runs from base 8 to 1321 and encodes 437 amino acids. Gene Ontology annotation, molecular function: G protein-coupled receptor activity. NCBI's taxonomy places the organism in Eukaryota, Metazoa, Chordata, Actinopteri, Clupeiformes, Clupeidae. Gene Ontology annotation, biological process: G protein-coupled receptor signaling pathway. Gene Ontology annotation, cellular component: membrane. The transcript is spliced from 4 exons.
AAUCUGAAUGGACGUGGUUUAUCCCCAUCAUUGUCCGGGAGGAUCGUGUAAAAUGGCUCAGAGCUCACCUGACAAUAGAACAUUAGAUUGGACCCGGGGCAUCUCUGUUUUUACCUCCAAACUUGCACCCGCGGGUGAUAUUGGAGUGGGUUUUGCCAUCCUAACAGUUGUUCUGCUGUCGGUUUUUGGCAACGGCAUGGUCCUGGCCACCUCGUACCGGCGCCGGCGCAAGAUGAUGGGUUCUGAGCUGCUGUGCGUCAACCUGGCGCUAGUGGACUUCCUGGGCUGCGUGUGUUUCUACCCGCUGUCCAUCUUCUCGUCCUUCAGCCACGCCUGGCAGGGCGGCUAUGCCACCUGCAUCUAUUACGGCCUGGGCUGCUACAUCUUCGGCCUGUGCGGCAUGUUCACCAUCGCUGCCAUCAGCGUCAUACGCUACAUCAAGACCUGCCAUGGCUUCCUCUAUGGGGCUAACGUCCAGCUGCUGUGUGUCUCCACGUGGCUGCUGGCCACCGUGUGGUCCGUGCUGCCACUGUUCGGCUGGGGGGAGUACGUGCCCGAGCCUUACGGCCUGUCCUGCACCAUCGCCUGGCGUCGCUACCACACGUCAGUCAAGGACGCCGUCUACGUCAUCUGCUCAUUCGUCUGCUUUGUGCUAGUGCCCGUGCUGCUCGUCGUGGCCUCGCAGGUCAUGAUCCUGCGCAAGGUCUAUCACAUCUCCUACUCGCUGACCAUGCAUGGUAUCCACAACAACCUCAAGAACACAGAGAAACGCCUGGCCGUGAUGUUCUUCUGCAUCAGCAUGGGUUUCAUUGUGGCCUGGACCCCAUACACAGUGGUCUCCUUCCUCUACAUCUUCCACAAGCAGGACACGUACAUGGCCCCGGCUGGCUUCGUCUUCCCAGCACUCUUUGCCAAGUCCUCCCACGUCUACAACCCUGUCAUUUACUUCUACUUCAACAAAGCCUUCCGCCAGGAGCUCAAAGUCAUGCUCCGGUCCCUGUGUCCAGGAAUGGUGUCUAACCGCGUCGAGGUCCUCCCCGCACCGGUCAACCAGGGCCCCGUCGUGCCGGCCAUCCAGAUCCAGCUGCAGGAGCUGCAGCAAGGGAGAGUCAGGCGAGCGGACGGUGGCGUCGGCGGCCGAGUCCGUGGGGUGAUAAGCCUGGUGAAGUCGCACAGCCACAGCGAGAAAAGCUGUAAGAGUUCCUCGUCUGCCGGGAAGGAGGGCCCGCUGUGCCCCUCCUGCUGCAUUCCCAAGAGCCGGGUGGCACCGCUGGUCCCAGGGCCCGGCUCCGUGCACGAGUUCCUGCCCAUCUCCAGCUGAUCCAGCAGAGGGCGCUAUGAGGUGUGCUGUCGGAGGGCAGGAGGGCUCUGGGCCCAUGUUGGAUUACUGGGUCGGGCAAUUGACCUGGAGUCUGCCCCUAAAAAGUGGCUUGCAGUCAAAGUGACUGUGCUGCUCAGGUUGGUGAGAGAGCUUGAGAGCUUCACAAGACAAUGACAGGGGCAGCACAAGCUUAGGUUAGAAAACCAUCCGUCCACAGUCUUGAAUUAUUUAUUGAACAACAGACAUUACAUUAGUAUGUUGCAUUAUUACCUUCACCUUACUGAAGUUAUCUUGAUGCAUCUGUCAACAUUUUUCUAUUAUUAGAUACUAUUUAUGGUCUACUAGUGUCAAAACUGCUAGAGAAUGUUGUACCCACAAGUAAGCCAAUAUUUAGAAGAACUGCUCUCACAUCUUCA